Molecule: messenger RNA, 2754 nt
Organism: Manis pentadactyla (Chinese pangolin)
Lineage: Eukaryota; Metazoa; Chordata; Mammalia; Pholidota; Manidae
Product: integrator complex subunit 6-like
Exons: 2
Biological process (GO): snRNA 3'-end processing
Cellular component (GO): integrator complex
Source: RefSeq, a predicted model, not a curated record
UGGACACGGCCAAAGGCGCGGUGGAGACCUUCAUGAAGCUCCGUGCCCGGGACCCCGCCAGCGGAGGAGACAGGCCAGAUGGAAAGAAAACCACGCAACGUUUAUGAAUGAACUGAAAAACCUUCAGGCUGAAGGACUCACAACACUUGGCCGAUCUCUAAGGACAGCUUUUGAUUUAUUAAAUUUAAAUAGAUUAGUAACUGGCAUAGACAACUAUGGGCAGGGAAGAAACCCUUUUUUCUUGGAGCCAGCCAUAAUACUUACUAUUACUGAUGGGAGCAAGUUGACCACUACCAGUGGAGUCCAGGAUGAGCUCCAUUUACCUCUUACCUCUCCUCUGCCCGGGAGCGAGCUGACCAAGGAGCCUUUCUGCUGGGACCAGAGGCUCUUCAUGUUAGUGCUGCAGCUGCCGGGCACCGCAUCGGGGGACCCAGAGCCCUUGACUGGCAUGCCUCUUGACAACUCCGCCAUCAAGCCCACGUGCGAGGUGACAGGCGGGCGCUCGUACUCUGUGUGCUCCCCAAGAAUGCUUAACCAGUGCCUGGAGUCCUUGGUGCAGAAAGUGCAGAGUGGGGUGGUGAUAAACUUUGAGAAAGCAGGACCAGACCCUUCCCCUGUAGAAGAUGGGUAGCCAGACGUACCAAGGCCUUUUGGACCUCAGCCUUGGCACAGCUGCCAUAGACUCAUAUAUGUCAGACCAAAUCCUAAAACUGGGGUUCCUAUAGGUCACUGGCCUGUUCCAGAAUCUUUUUGGCCAGAUCAGAAUUCUCCAACACUACCACCUCGUACAUUUCAUCCUGUAGUGAAGUUUUCCUGUACAGACUGUGAACCGAUGGUUAUUGACAAGUUGCCUUUUGACAAAUAUGAGUUGGAACCUUCACCUCUGACUCAGUUUAUCCUGGAAAGGAAAUCUCAAACAUGUUGGCAGGUGUAUGUGAGCAAUAGUGCAAAAUAUAGUGAACUUGGCCAUCCCUUUGGUUACUUGAAAGCCGGCACAGCCCUGAACUGUGUCAACUUACUUGUGAUGCCUUACAAUUACCCCGUCCUCCUCCCCCUUUUAGAUGACUUGUUCAAAGUGCAUAAGGCGAAACCUAUACUGAAUUGGAGACAGUCAUUCGAGAGCUACCUGAAGACGAUGCCUCCCUACUCCCUUGGGCCUCUGAAGAAAGCUGUCAAAAUGAUGGGAGCCCCUAGCCUAAUAGCAGACAGUAUGGAAUAUGGGCUGGGUUACAGUGUCGUUUUGUACCUCAAGAAACUGAGUCAGCAGGCCAAAAUAGAAUCUGAUCGAGUCAUUGGACCUGUAGGCAAAAAAGUAGUACAGGAAACUGGCAUUAAAGUCCGAAGAUGAUUGCAUGGUUUAUCAACGGCUUACAGGAAAGAUUUCCAACAACUGCUCCAGGGGAUCUCAGAGGAAGUUCCUCACAGGAUGCUAGACCUUAACAUGAAAGAGUAUACCGGCUUCCAGGUUGCUUUGCUCAAUAAGGAUUUGAAGCCACAGACCUUUAGAAAUGCAUAUGAUAUUCCCAGACAGAAUCUUCUGGAUCACUUAACAAGAAUGAGGUCUAAUCUUCUGAAGAGCACCCGCAGGUUUCUUAAAGGACAGGAUGAAGAUCAAGUGCACAGUGUUCCUAUAGCACAAAUGGGGAAUUACCAGGAAUACCUCAAGCAAGUACCUUCUCCCCUGUGAGAACUCAAUCCUGACCAGCCGCAGAGGCUGCAUACGUUUGGCAAUCGCUUUAAGCUGGAUAAGAAAGGUAUGAUGAUAGAUGAAGCAGAUGAAUUCGUGGCUGGACCUCACAGUAAGCAUAAACGGCCUGGAGAACCAAAUAUGCAAGGGAUCCCGAAAAGGCGCCACUGUAUGUCCCCCCUGCUGCGCGGCCUGUUGCAGGGUCCCGUCGCAAACAACCACAUCGGAGGAAAAGGGCCGCCUGCGCCUCUGGCGCAGGCCCAGCAGGAUCUCAUUAAACCCCUGACUCUUCACAAAAUUUCAGAAGACACUAACGAUUCGACAAUAGACGAUGUGGUUGAAAAUCAUGUGGUUGACCACCUCUCACCAGAUGUGACACCAAACGCUGUGGGUGCCGACUUCUCAGCAUCUUCUGCAGCCAGCUCACUGGAACGACCAGCCAAUCACACAGAGGCUCUGGGUCAUGACCAUCUAGGAAGCGAUGACCUCAGCAUUGGUGGGUUUUUAGAGAAUCAUGAGGAGCCAAGAGAUAAAGAACAGUGUUCUGAAGAGAAUGUACCAGCAUCUUCACUCAACAAAGGAAGGAAAUUGGUGCACUGCAGAAGCCAUGAGGAGGUCAACACUGAACUAAAAGCACAAAUAAUGAAAGAGGUCUGAAAGCCAGGGAGAAAAUAUGAAAGAAUCUUCACUUUACUGAAGCAUGUUCAAGGCAGUUUACAAACAAGACUAAUAUUUUUACAGAAUGUCAUUAAAGAAGCAUCAAGGUUUAAAAAACGGAUGCUAAUCGAACAACUGGAGAACUUCCUGGAUGAAAUUCACCAGAGAGCCAAUCAGAUCAACCAUAUCAACAGCAAUUAGAAGUAAACAGUCCGUGGCCGCCGUGUCACUGUCCUCUCCAAACACAAAGUAAACCCAAGGUUGCCCUGGUCUCGUGCUCAUUGACAUGCACUGUUGGCUGUCUGAGAUGCUAGGAGCAAGUCCGCAGACCCCUUCCCAGCAUUUCACAGUGACCUUUUCUGCAUUUUGGUUUAUUUUCGUAAUGUGAAAAGUAUCACUCAAACACAUUU